This is a messenger RNA of Sycon ciliatum, 2691 nucleotides long. RefSeq lists its product as uncharacterized. Lineage: Eukaryota; Metazoa; Porifera; Calcarea; Leucosolenida; Sycettidae. The record is from RefSeq and is a predicted model, not a curated record. Gene Ontology annotation, molecular function: aspartic-type endopeptidase activity; nucleic acid binding; zinc ion binding. Bases 1 to 2691 code for a protein of 896 amino acids. Gene Ontology annotation, biological process: proteolysis. The transcript has 2 exons.
AUGUCAAGUGAAGACUCUAAUCGUACUAGUGAAGCCACUGAAGGUUGUGCUACAGCCACAACAUGUCAGGAAGAUGACUCCCAGAAGAAAGGCCUGCAGGCCAUCAAGGACGCGCAGAAGCGUCGACGCCGGUGCAUGCGAAGAUACGAGCGCAUCAGGGCAUAUGCCCAGAUAGCUGUCGACCAAGUCGUAUUUGAAGAGGAGAAAGUGAAGCGUCAGUCCCAAUCCGCCAUUCUGGCUGCUCAGCAACAGCAGCAGAAAGCCUCAGUGACUUCAGUGGAUGCCACCACCAAUAGUGCCAGUGCCACUGAGGACAUACCAGUAGUUGACGAGGACCGGGCGCAUCAACAAACAGCAGUGCAGCUGGAAGAAGAUUCUAGAGACCAGAACGAGUCUCCGGCUAUGAGCAGUGUAGAUGGCAUCCGACGAGCAUCGUCAAGUGUCAGUAUACACAGUGCACCAACAACGCUGUCCACCAUUGAGGUGGCGGCACAGGCAGCAGUAGCAGCCAUGCAAGCUGCACGCUCCAGUCCAGUUGUGAAACUUCCUCAGCUGAAACUGUCUCAGUUCAAUGGAGACAUCAUGGACUGGCCAGAAUUCUGGCAGACAUUUGAGUCCUCUGUUGGUCUUCGUCAAUCGUUGCCGGACGUAUCAAAAUUCACGUACCUCAAAAGCGUCCUGACGGGUGUCGCCGCAGCAGCCAUCGAAGGCAUUCCAAUAACAGCAGCUAACUAUCCUAUCGCAGUUACGAUGCUGAAGGACAAAUUUGGACAGCCUGAGCUGAUAGUGGCAACACUGUAUCGUAAACUGGCACAGCUGCCACAAUGUAACAACAGGUUUACUGAAGUGAAGGCUACCAUUGACCAAAUGGAGAAACUCCUUCGUCAAUUGGAAGCUCAGGGAGAGAACCUGGAUACUCAGCGCGUCCUCAUUCAGCAACUCUUCUCGAAGUUCCCGUUCCAGCUCAUCAGCAAACUGGAGGAGCAGAGAUCCGACCAUACUGUGCCAUGGACGGUCAAAACAGUACGGGAGAUGCUAGCGAAGUAUGUAGCAAUGCAGAACACAGUUCGUCAGUUCACCGACAACAUCAGCCAGACACCUCAGCCUAAGAUACAUGGACACCAGCAACAACACCAUCGUCCACCAACAAUGGGAUUUGUAUCCAGCCAGGCAAGCCCCAGAAGAGAACCGUCCUGCGUCUUCUGUCGGUCAAGCCAUUUCAGUGAUGAGUGUACCAACUACUCAACACUGGAUUCCAGGAAGGAUCAACUGUUGUCCCUACGUAGGUGCUUUGUGUGCCUCAAAGAAGGCCAUAUCGCAAGGAAUUGUGCACACCGUAGUAGAAAUUGCUACCACUGUAGCGGAACAGGCCACAGUCGUGCUAUUUGUCCCAAGAAGGGUCAACAAUAUAAUCCCGCAGUCGAAGUUCCGAAACACCAGCAAACAAAUUCACUGGCCAAUGGCAGUCCACAGACAGCAGCAAUCGCAGCUUUGUCACCGGCAGAGAUGCCAAGCCAAGAGCCGACGGCAAUUCCAGAUGAAACCACGGAACUAGCCACCACGAGCGUCUCAACACUGAAAGCAGUUAUUCAGUCAGCCAUGCUGCAAACCGCUAAGUGUAACGUGACUGACCAUUGUGGGAAGAAGGUCACGGUCAACGCACUACUGGACAGUGGCAGCCAACGAUCGUUCAUCACUGCAGCUCUAGCUAAACGACUCCAGCUACCAGUCGAGAAUGAAGAGAGGCUCUACCUGAACACCAUGGCAGCAACUAAGUCCAAGAGCUUCAAUUCGCAAUCGUUCCAACUCGCUGUCAACCUCCGAGACGGUAACAUGGCACAGAUAAUGGUGAAUACUCUGCCUACCAUAACCAACCCAAUUGUGAAACAAGCCGUGCAACAGACCGACUUGGCGUUUCUUGAACAGCUGUCUCCAACAGCGCUAGCAGAUUCUGUGCCUCACGCAAUGGAAACUGUCAACAUCGACUUUCUAAUUGGUGCUGACUACUUUUGGCAACUGGUGGGCAAUAAUGUUAUCACACUGCCAUCAGGACUCAAGCUAGUCUCCUCCGAAUUUGGAUACCUGCUCACCGGCUGCAGUUCACUACCGGAUGAAUGCAGCAAUGAUGACACGACCUCCCUGGUGGUUACCAGCAGCGGUUCGAUUUUCUCAGGAGCUGCAAGCGUCUCCAACCGUAACACAGAGGACAGUGUACUGUCUCAAUUCUGGCAACUGGAGAAUAUCGGAAUCAAGGAUUCACCCUACGCGAAUGAUGACGAAAUCGCACUGGCGCAAUUUCGCAAGACAACGGAAUAUUCCGAUGGCAGGUAUUCCAUCCAAUGGCCAUGGAAGCCUGAUGACACCAAAGAUCAACUUCCUAGCAACUACGGCUUAGCCCUUGGCCGAAUGAAAUCACUGGCCAAACGACUCGCUACAGACGGACAGCUGCUCGAGAGUUAUGACAAGGUGAUCCGACAGCAGCUAGCUAAGGGAAUCAUUGAAGAAGUUCAACUUUCCGGAACCAGUGGUAAACAACACUAUUUGCCACACCACCCCGUUGUGACACCAGCGAAGUCAACAAAGGUCAGGAUAGUGUAUGAUGCAUCAGCCAAAGCGAGUGCAACAUCUCCAAGCCUGAACGACUGCGUCUACCGUGGCCAGUGCUACUCCCUGACCUCUGCGGCCUGCUAA